This is a messenger RNA of Papilio machaon (common yellow swallowtail), 1856 nucleotides long. Its product is annotated as probable ATP-dependent RNA helicase DDX43. Gene Ontology annotation, molecular function: ATP binding; RNA binding; RNA helicase activity. The record is from RefSeq and is a predicted model, not a curated record. The transcript has a single exon. Bases 169 to 1848 code for a protein of 559 amino acids. Lineage: Eukaryota; Metazoa; Arthropoda; Insecta; Lepidoptera; Papilionidae.
GGUGGGGGCGCAGGCGGGGUAAUUAUCAAGGAAGUUCCGAUUAUUGAUUCACAAUUUAUUACUUAUUAGACACUCCUCACAAUUCAUCUCGUUAUUAUUUUACGGUAUAAUAAACUCGUGAAUUGGUCACUUUUCAAUUAAUAAAUCUUAUCUACAAACUCUGAAAUAAUGGCUAACAUAGAAGAUGAAUGGCAAGAAGAUCCGGAACCUGUGCAGAUUGGACAUAGCAGCAUAUCGCGAAGUACGUGUCAAGAAAGUAGUGAGGUAGACUCGUCAGAUAAAUCCCAAAAUUCACAGUUUCCUCAAAGCAGUAAUGAAGAGGCAAGUAGCAAUCAAGUUGCAGCAGCCAACCAAGCAUCAUUUUCUUUUCUUGAAAUAAAUGGACAAAGUACUGUGUCCAUUGAUUGGGAGAAAGUUAAUGCUGCUUGUGACCAGGCAGACAAGGAAAGAUGGGCAAAAUUACCACCAAUUGUGAAAAAUUUUUAUAUAGAAGACCCAGAGGUGAGCAGUAUGUCGCCCAACCAGGUAGAACAAUGGCGAAGGGCAAAUUUCGAUAUUCACGUUCAAAUAAGAAAAACCUGUGAUAAUAAGCAGCUUGAUUUGAAACCAAUACCUAACCCAGUGUUAACAUUUGAACAAGCAUUUAAAAACUAUCCAGAAAUCUUAGAUGCAAUAUAUCAGCAAGGCUUAAGUAAACCUUCGCCAAUUCAAAGUCAAGCCUGGCCAAUCCUUUUAGGAGGAGGAGAUUUGAUAGGGAUUUCACAAACUGGAACGGGCAAAACACUCGCUUUCUUAUUGCCUGCUUUGAUUCACAUUGAAGGUCAAAUCACACCAAAACAAGAGAGGCAAGGCCCCCCUGUACUCAUUUUAGUGCCUACAAGAGAACUUGCCAUUCAAAUAAACAAGGAGGUAUCUAAGUACAAAUCCAAAAAUAUAAAAUCAGUAUGCCUAUAUAGAGGAACACAUGAUGAAGAAGAUAUGCAAGAUGUUUUAAGGGAUGUUGAUAUAGUUAUAGCUACACCUGGUCGUCUCAGAAGAUUAAUUGUUGCAGGGCAUUUACAUGCUAUAAACUUUUCUUACAUUGUUUUAGAUGAAGCAGAUAAGCUUUUAAAUAUUGAUUUUGGACGAGAUGUACGUGUAUCAUUGUUUGAUCAACGACCGGGUCACCAAACAGUAAUGACUUCAGCUGCAUGGUCGCCUUAUUUAUGGAGUCAAGUAAAAUUAUAUGCGAAUGAUCCAAUACAAAUCAAUGUAGGGCCUUUAGAACUAGCGGCUGUACACACAGUAACUCAACAGAUAAUGUUUGUUGAAGAUGAUGAUAAAAUGAAAAUUCUACUUAAGUUCAUUACAUAUAUGGAGCCGACUGACAAAGUUAUUGUGUUUUGUACCACUAGAGCCUCGGCAGCACAUGUCGCUACAGAAUUUGCUGUAAUUGAAAUAUAUUGCCAAUUAUUGUAUGGUGAUAGAGACCAAGAUGAACGAGAAGCUGCUUUGGAGGAGAUGUUAGAUGGUACUGCUACUAUCUUAAUUGCUACAGAUGUUGCUUCAAGAGGGAUUCAUAUACAAGACUUGACACAUGUGAUAAACUUUGAUUUUCCUGAAACUAUAGAAGAUUAUGUAUACAGAAUUGGUAGAACAGGCAGAGCGGGUAAAACUGGGACAGCUAUUACUUAUUUUACAAAAUAUGAUUGGGAACAUGCUAAAGAUUUAAUAAAAAUUCUGAACGAAGCUAACCAAGAAGUUCCCCAAGAAUUGGAAAUUAUGGCCCAACAAUAUGAAGAAUAUGUAAAUUCCCGAAGAGAUAAUUACUUCAACAGAGAAUUAGAGCUUUUAGCAUUUCUUAAUUGAAUUCUUGU